This is a messenger RNA of Labrus bergylta (ballan wrasse), 704 nucleotides long. Lineage: Eukaryota; Metazoa; Chordata; Actinopteri; Labriformes; Labridae. The record is from RefSeq and is a predicted model, not a curated record.
AGCAGCUUCCUCACAGCGGAAGGAGACGACGGAUCUCCUGCAGGACAAUGUGAGACACGGGAGAGUUGAUCCAACGCAGUUAGCCGCAGCCAUGAUGGACUUGGGGAUAAUCUAGCGCGUUUCUCAGCUCGAUCUCAGCCUGAAUAAUCGUCGGGAUAUUAUUUUAGUUCCGCAGAGGAAGCGGCCGCAGCGAUGGGAGUCCUGCGCUGAGCGGAGCGCGGCGGCAGGGCCAAAGAAACGGGAGAAAGAUGGGUGUCGUGCUGCGGAGCCUGUUGUUGUGUAGUUUUUGUUUGCUCAUACGAGGCGUGCCGCUGCUUCUGUAUGCGAACCGGCGAGACCUCCGGCUCGUGGACGCGGCACACGAGAAGGCCAACGCCACGGUGGUGGUCGGUGGGUUGGAGGACGCCGCCGCGGUGGACUACGUUUACUCGCAGGGUCUCAUAUACUGGAGCGACGUGAGCGAGGAGGCCAUCAAACGCACCGUUUUCAACCAGUCGGGGGCCAGCGCCAUCCAGAUUGUGGUGCCGGGGCUGGCGUCCCCGGACGGGCUGGCCUGUGAUUGGUUGGGGAGUAAACUUUACUGGACGGACUCGGAGACCAAUCGCAUCGAGGUGGCCGAGUUGGACGGCUCGCUGAGGAAAGUUCUGUUCUGGCAGGAGCUGGACCAACCGAGGGCCAUCGCUCUGGACCCCGAACGAGGGUGA